ACUUGUAUUUUUUAACUUAAGACAAAAACAAAAGAUUAUUUGAUGUCAUCAUGCUAAGCUAAAAUCUCACCUUCCAUUCUCAAUCUAAAAUAAACUAAAAUAAAUAUUUUCUUUAAAAAAAACUUGGGAAGUUACAAAAACAAAAAACCCCAUUCUCCUGAAACCACGAAAGCAAGCAUUGAACCGCGAGAGAGAAAGUAAGGAAAGAAAGAAAUCAAUAAAAGGCAAAAUCCAAAAAUUUAUACUCCUACCCUUUAAAGCCAUGAAACAGUAAAACCAUACUCUUGCAUUUUUCAGGGAGAUUCCCUUAAAAUUAUCAACUACUACAUCAAAUUAAAUUAAAUUAAAAAAAAAUCCCAAAUCCUAUCUGAUUUCUUACAAAAAAUUUAUAAAAAUCUUACAAAAAGUGUGUGUAUGUAUUUGUGAGUUCUUCCCUAAAACCAAGCUAAGAUAAAUUUCAUUGAUUUUGAUAAUUUUUUCCCCUUAAGAUCUGGGUAUAACAAUUUUUAUUGUUUACCCAGAUGAAGUUAUUAGUGAAAAAACCCCAGAAAAAUGAGAAUAACGGUAACAAUGGGGUGGUUUCCGUCGCCGGAGAAUGUUCCUCCGGCGAGAAUCACGGCGGAAGAACGGUGUUAGUUGGUGUCAGAUUAGACCAACAGAGUAAAGAACUUCUUACAUGGGCUCUUAUGAAAGUUGCUCAACCUGGAGAUCUUGUUGUUGCUCUUCAUGUUCUUCACUCUUCUACUGAAGUUGAACAAUCGACGCUUUUGUCAUUGGUGAAGACUUUUGAUUCGACGCUUGCUGUGUACGAAGGCUUCUGCAAUUUAAAACAGGUUGAUUUGAAGCUAAAGGUGUGUAGAGGAUCAUCUUUGCGGAAGAUUUUAGUUCGAGAAUCCAAAGGAUUUGAUAGUGCUACAUUAAUUUUAGGAACUUGUAAAGCCCAACGCAUGAUUCGAUCCCCGACAUCAGUGGCUAAGUAUUGUGCGAGGAAAUUGUCGAAUAAUUUUUCGGUUUUUGCUGUAGAUAACGGAAAGAUUGUUUAUCGUAGAGAAGGUGGAAAUUGUAAGACGUCUCAUUUGGUUUCUGGAUUAAAAGUUGACAAUGUAGAAGUGGAUGAUGAUGGUAGUUCUUCCAUUAAAAGUAUGGAAUCUGGUCUGGAGACUUGUGAUGGUUUCGAAAAGAUUAGCUCCGUGGCUAGAAGAAGUACCUUGAUAAAGAGGUAUUUUGGCUGUGGACCCAUCUCUGCUUGGGCAGAUUAUUCCUGUGAUGAAAUGCUGAAGGAGUCGUGUACAGUCGAUAGAGAGGAUAAAUCAAUGGCUUUGGUGCCAUAUCAAGCAGUUAAUGCCUCUUCUGAUCCAAAGUAUGUUGUUAAUCAAGAAUUAAAUGAGUUGAAACCUGGUUGGCAGUUGGUUCGACGGGUGUUUUUACCCAGGCAUCAUGAGACAGAAAAGGUUCCAAGCCGGAAAACAUCCCUUGUUCGCCGAGUUUUGAGAAUUCCCGGGAAACAUUCUUCAAUGGCGGUUCACCCUGAUAGAAAGAGACGCGAGUUUGCUCAUAUGGACGAUCAUUCAUCUGAUUUGAGUGCAGAAAGUGGUGCAAUUGUUCCAGUUGGUGAUGCUGUAGCCUCUGUUCCUUCCUCCCCUAUCAACGGAUUUAAGUAUCUGGUCAAAGAACUAGAAGGACUUCUUGAGAAAUACUCAUCCACUUGUAGAUUGUUUGCAUACCAAGAGCUUGUGUCAGCCACAUCAAAUUAUGCACCUGAGAACAUGGUUGGAAAAGGUGGUAGUAGCCAAGUUUACCGAGGGUGUCUUUCUGAUGGGAAGGAGCUGGCUGUAAAAAUAUUGAAGCCAUCAGAGGAUGCGUUGCAGGAGUUCAUUGCUGAAAUUGAGAUCAUUACAACGAUCAAUUACAAGAACAUCAUAUCCCUGGUUGGAUUCUGCUUCGACGAAGUGAAUUUAAUCCUGGUCUAUGAUUUCUUGUCAAGAGGAAGCUUAGAAGAGAAUCUUCAUGGUAAUGAGACUAAAGCUGUAGCAUUUGGCUGGGAAGAGAGAUACAAGGUUGCAGUAGGGGUGGCAGAGGCAUUGGACUACAUACACAACAGAGAUUCGCAAACUGUGAUUCAUCGGGAUGUUAAAUCUUCAAAUAUUCUCCUUUCUGAUGAAUUCGAGCCCCAGCUUGCAGAUUUUGGACUUGCUACGUGGGCUUCAAGCGCAUCUUCGUACUUGACUUCCUCAGAUGUUGCAGGCACCUUUGGGUACCUGGCCCCAGAAUACUUCAUGCAUGGCAAGGUGACUGACAAGAUGGAUGUUUAUUCAUUUGGUGUUGUACUUCUUGAGCUUCUUUCAGGAAGAAAGCCAAUAGAUAGCAGCAAUCCAAAGGGCAAGGAGAGCCUCGUCAUUUGGGCAAACUCAAAAUUAAAAGACGAGAAGAUGUCUCCGUUGCUAGAUUCUAGAUUAGGUAGCGAUUAUGACCAUGAGCAGAUUGAAAGAAUGGUCUUGGCUGCUACUCUUUGCAUAAGACGUGAACCUCAAACACGACCCCGUAUAGGCAAUGUUUUGAAGUUGCUCCAAGGUGAUACUGAAGUAAUAAACUGGGCAAAGCAACAAGUGAGUAAUUACCCUGAAGAAUUUGAGGUUUUGGAUGGUGAGACACCGCGUUCUGAUAUCCAAUCCCAUCUGAAUGUGGCUUUACUUGAUAUAAUCGAGGAUGAUGCUGCCUCUGUUAGUAGUACUGAGCCAAACAUAUCCCUGGAGGAUUACCUGAAAGGGAGAUGGAGCCGCACUUCAAGUUUUGAUUAACUUAUUAUAAUUUAUGUUAGAAUGUCGAUCUUGACAGGGCAGGAGGAACAAAUUUUCUGUUUCUGUUCAGUGUUAAUUCUCUCUGUGUAUAGCUGUCUUCUUUUUGUUCCCUUUGUGAUGUACUAGGCUUUGGACGAGAGGAUGUGUGCGCAAGUGAUUUUGCCCUCCUCCUGGUCUAGUUUCCAUCCCAAGUUCACAUUCGAAUGUUAAUUAAAGCAUCGAAUUUAACCCCCUGAAAAAAGAAAAAGACUAACUUAAUACAAGGUGCAUUUGUGUGCAUGCUUGUAUAGGAGCUGUAUAAAUCUUUGUAUCUAAUUGCUUGCUCCACCGGAUUAUCUGUGGUGAUUAUAAUCGUGACAUUAAACAGAUGAAUGCAUGAUUUCUUCUCUA
Molecule: messenger RNA, 3188 nt
Organism: Chenopodium quinoa (quinoa)
Lineage: Eukaryota; Viridiplantae; Streptophyta; Magnoliopsida; Caryophyllales; Amaranthaceae
Product: rust resistance kinase Lr10-like
Exons: 10
Coding region: 522-2798 (758 amino acids)
Biological process (GO): protein phosphorylation
Molecular function (GO): ATP binding; protein kinase activity
Source: RefSeq, a predicted model, not a curated record